This is a messenger RNA of Magnolia sinica, 498 nucleotides long. RefSeq lists its product as uncharacterized. Bases 1 to 498 code for a protein of 165 amino acids. The transcript has a single exon. NCBI's taxonomy places the organism in Eukaryota, Viridiplantae, Streptophyta, Magnoliopsida, Magnoliales, Magnoliaceae. The record is from RefSeq and is a predicted model, not a curated record.
AUGACGCCUUACGAGGCUUUGUAUGGGUGUCCGUGCCGAGCCUCACAUUAUUGGGAAGAAAUUGGUGAGAAAAGCUUGCUAGGACCGGAUUUGGUGCGGAUUACGACCGAGAAGAUUGGAAUUAUCUGGCGCCGCCUCUUGAUGGCUCAAAGCAGGCAGAAAAGCUAUGCCGACACGAGGCGGAGAAACUUAGAAUUUGAAGUUGAGGACCACGUAUUUCUCAAAAUCUCUCCAAGAAAGGGUGUUUUACGCUUCAACAAGAAGGGAAAGCUUACGCCACGAUUCAUCGGGCCCUUCCAGAUUUUGGACCAAGUUGGUGUGGUUGCCUAUCGCUUGACACUACCCCCGCCUCUUGCCGGAGUGCAUAACGUCUUUCAUAUAUCAAUGUUGAAGAAGUAUAUCCCCGAUCCUCCGCACAUCAUCAAGUGGGAACAUGUGGAGAUCAAAGAAAAUGUCACAUACAUUCUCCGACCUACUCGAAUACUAGAUAGGAAGUAG